Messenger RNA from Trifolium pratense (red clover), 3370 nucleotides. RefSeq names its product pentatricopeptide repeat-containing protein At5g40410, mitochondrial-like. Gene Ontology annotation, molecular function: zinc ion binding; RNA binding; protein binding. The coding region runs from base 363 to 2276 and encodes 637 amino acids. NCBI's taxonomy places the organism in Eukaryota, Viridiplantae, Streptophyta, Magnoliopsida, Fabales, Fabaceae. Gene Ontology annotation, biological process: RNA modification. The transcript has a single exon. The record is from RefSeq and is a predicted model, not a curated record.
UUCUUUUUUUGAACAAUAUAUUUAAAAUCUUCUCAUUUAAACAAAUGAGGCUUCCAAAUCGGCAAUAUUUUUCUGGUAAAAAUAAUUUUUGACUAGAUUUUACUUACUCUACAGCUAAAUUCUGAAUUACCGAACCCUAUCUUUUUCAGACAGAAAGCGGUUCCUUUUCUUGAGAAAAAAAAAAGUAAAAAAAAAUAUCAUGUUUUUUACAUCGGAUCUUUUCUUACGAUGUCAAUUAAAAGUAGUAAAAAAGUCAAAAGAAUUUUUUUGGUAAAGAAAAAGUCAAAAGAAAGUUUUGUAAGAUUCCUUGCAUCUACUAUCUGAUCACAUUUCAAUAGUUUCAUGGAUUACUCAAACUAGACAUGUUUAGGUUGUUCCAUGCAACAUUGAAAACUUGCAUGCUCCUACGACAUCCACUAAAGCCUCUAACGUUGAAACUCUUGUCCCCUCUCUUUUUACAUUUUUCUCCUCCUACGUUUUCUUCACUUCUUUCUCAAUCCUCUCUCCAAUUCCAUCCCAUUUCCACACACCAUUAUGACCCUUUUCUAUCUACUUUACUACUUGCUCUGAAAUCUUCAUCCUCUGUCUCAAUUUACAGAAUCAUUCAUGCCCAUGUGAUCAAAUAUCUUGAUUAUCGUGAUGGGUUCAUAGGUGAUCAAUUGGUAUCUUGUUACCUCAAAAUGGGUUCUACCCAAGAUGCACUUUUGUUGUUUGAUGAAAUGCCUAACAAAGAUUUUGUUUCAUGGAAUUCUUUGGUAUCUGGGUUUUCAAAAAGUGGACAACUUGGUUACUGCUUGAGUGUGUUUUGUAAGAUGAAAUCUGAUUCAGUAAUGAAAUUAAAUGAGCUUACUUUUAUAUCUGUUAUAUCGGCUUGUGUAUCGGAGAAAGCGAGUGAUGAAGGCUAUUAUGUUCAUUGUUGUGCAUUGAAAUUGGGUUUGGUGUUUGAGGUGAAGGUUGUUAAUGCUCUUGUUAAUAUGUAUGGGAAGUUUGGCUUUGUUGAAUCUUCUUUCAAAUUGUUUUGUGAAAUACCGGAGAGUGAGAAGAGUAUGGUGUCUUGGAAUUCAAUUGUUGCAGUUUGUGCUAUAAAUGGAAUGCCUGAUGAGGCUUUUAAUUGUUUUGAUAUGAUGAGGGUUAAUGGGUUUUUUCCUGAUGAAGCCACGAUGGUGAGUUUGCUUCAAGCUUGUGAAAAUUUUCCUUUGGGAAGAUCGGUUGAGGCUUUACAUGGUGUAAUUUUUACCUGUGGUCUUGAUGGAAAUGUAACAAUUGUGACUACCCUUUUGAACUUGUACUCAAAGUUAGGGAGAUUGAAUGAUUCUGGCAAGGUAUUUUUAGAGAUAAGUAAACCUGAUAAAGUGGCAUGGACUGCAAUGCUUGCAGGUUAUGCAAUGCAUGGGCGUGGGAAAGAAGCAAUUGAGUUCUUUGAAAGGGUUGUAAAGGAAGAAGGAAUGGAGCCUGAUCAUGUUACUUUUACUCAUUUGUUAAGUGCAUGUAGCCAUUCAGGGCUUGUCAUGGAAGGAAAAUACUACUUCAAGAUCAUGUCUGAUGUUUACAAAGUUCAACCACGAUUGGAUCAUUAUUCAUGUAUGGCUGAUCUUCUCGGUCGUUGUGGUCUACUCGAUGAUGCUCACGAACUGAUUAAGAACAUGCCAUUCAAGCCAAAUUCUGGAGUCUGGGGUGCCCUUCUUGGUGCUUGUAGGGUUCAUCGAAACAUUGAUCUAGGGAAGGAAGCCGCGGAGAAUUUGAUUGCAUUGGAUCCAUCAGAUCCUAGAAACUAUAUCAUGCUGUCGAACAUGUAUUCUGCUGCAGGUUUGUGGAGUGAUGCAUCAAAAGUAAGGACUUUAAUGAAGGCUAAAGUUCUCACACGAAAUCCUGGAUGUAGUUUUAUUGAACAUCGGAAUAAAAUCCACCGUUUUGUUGUAGAUGAUUACACUCACCCUGAUUCACAUAGAAUACACAAAAAGCUAGAAGAGGUUAUGAGAAAAAUUCAAGAGGCUGGAUUUAUGCCCGAAACAGAAUCAGUUCUCCAUGAUGUUAAUGAGGAGGUGAAAAUGGAUAUGAUCACCAAACAUAGUGAGAAAAUAGCUCUUGCAUAUGGACUUUUGGUCAGCAAUGCAGAUUUGCCGUUAGUUAUAAUAAAAAAUCUAAGAAUAUGCCGUGAUUGUCACAACACUGCAAAAUUUGUGUCAAUGGUAGAGAAGCGUACUAUCGUUAUCCGAGAUACAAAGCGAUUUCACCAGUUCUCAGAUGGAUUAUGUUCAUGCGGUGAUUAUUGGUAGUGUUCAUCAUUAGAGAAAGAGUUUAAGAGUAAACUGAAAGUGUUUUUAUAGACUCGGAAACUUACACAAUUGGUUAAAAUAAUCGGAACUACCUAUGGAUGAUUGAUAAUUUCUAUAUUGUCUUGGAGAUGAGCAACUCUUGUAGGAGGUGAAACGUUAGUUAGAACACCAACCACUUGAUCUUGAGCAGGUAUUUGGCACCCAUGAAGAAGUGUAGAGAGAACCUGUUUUCCUUAAAGAAGUGAUCAAUCAAGCAUCACAUAUUUGGUUAUGUGAGCGAAAACCAUGGAGUUUUAGCUGGUGUACGGGUCAAGCUGCAAUAUUCAUUCUCGGUUCAAGAACGAGCUACCAAGGAUUGUUUCUUAGAGCAAAAAGAUAUAAUGUUGGGCCGAGAAAAUGCAAGAAUCAUAGGUAGAUCGCGUAUCAUGUCGACUGUUAGGCCAAAAGCAUUACAAAAGGUAUAGGCAUAUAAUGUUAAGGAGGAUACAAAUUAGCAUGAUGGUUAGAUAUAGUACCUGUAAGUGUCUGUUUAGAUAGAAUAGUUUUAAACAACAAUGUUUUUUUAAGAAAUAAUUAAAUUGAUUUGGGUUAAAAUGAGGAAUUGGAAGUACCAUCCAUGAUCCACCUAAUAAGAGAUAAUUUCUUGUAUGCAUUAGAAUUUAGAAAUCUUAGAAAUGAAGUAUCAAUAACCAACUAAUAUGCAGCCAUGUAUUGAUUUUAUUUUAUUGUAUUUAAGUCUCUAUUUUAGAAAUCUAAAACAGAUUGUAGAAGAAAAUUACAUUUUUUUCCUUGAUUCAUUCAUUCAUGUGAUGGAUUGGAAUAUUUUUUGGAUUAUGAGGAUUUGUUCCUACCCUCCCUACAAAUGAACCAAGAACAAGCCGCUUCAUUCGAUCAACCAUCUCCAAAUCAUUUGUGACUUUUCCGUUAAAGGUAAUAUCACCGUGUUCCGAUUAAAUACACCAAACCGUUGUUAACCAAAUUAAAUGUUAAACCUUCUUGCCAUUCUUACCUUUGCACAGCAAAUUAAACGAAAGAAAAUUAUCAACUAACUCGGUGCUCUCUCCGCUUCCCAAUCCAAUCAUUUAAAGAUUAAA